GUGAGCUGGUGCGGGAAGCUCUUUUUGAUUUAUAUCAUCACAAACCCUCCAGCCCCAGAGCAAUCCCUUUCCAAAUGACCUUCCCAUCUUUUGACCCAUGAGUCAAGGACCAAGUGAAUCUGAAAAUCAAUGAGAAAACUUCUGGAUUUUGUAGCCUGAGAACUUUAUGACAUGUUAAAAGAAGCAAAUGGGGGAGCUUUGCUUCCGUAAGAGGGACCCACCUUCUCUGGCAUUCAGCAAAGACUACCUGCGAGCAGAGAAAGGUUCGCCUGUAACCCAGGGAAAGAUGAUCACUCGGAGAAGGGACCCUGAUGCUCACAGAAUGCAUGAGCUUUCAUCCCGGGAGACUCCUGUGCUGGUCAUCCUUGCGCUUGAAGACUGCUCGAUGUAAACUAGAUUAAACAUUCAGAAACAUGUUGUUUAUUAAAAGCGCAACUGGAGGAAGAAGUAAAUGCUAAAACAAUUCUAUGAAGUCAGAGGUGCUCAAUGAGGAAAUACAUUCAGGGUCUUGUGAAAUUCGGCCAAGGAAGCUGGUGCAAACCACAACAAGGAAGUGGCCACAUGCCUGGGGUUGGGCCCAGAAGCAGGUAUAUAAGGGUCCGUGAAGCACAGAGCACCAGACCUCCCUCACCUCCUGAGUCUCCAUCCUCACCUCUCCUGAGUCCUUACUCUCCUGACACCAUGGGGUGCUGUGGCUGUGGAAGUUGUGGCGGCUGUGGUGGCUGCAGCAGUGGCUGCGGUGGCUGUGGUGGCUGUGGUGGCGGCUGUGGUGGCUGCGGUGGCGGCUGUGGUGGCUGCGGUGGCGGCUGUGGCAGCUGCACCACCUGCAGGUGCUACCGCGUGGGCUGCUGCUCCGCCUGCUGCCCCUGCUGCUGCGGCUGCUGCGGGGGCUGCUGCAGUACCCCCGUGGUCUGCUGCUGCCGCCGCUCCUGUCGCUCAUGUGGCUGUGGCUCGUGUGGCUGUGGCUCGUGUGGCUGUGGCUCAUGUGGCUGCGGCGGUGGGAAGGGCUGUUGCCAGCAGAAGUGCUGUUGCAAGAAGCAAUGCUGCUGCUAGGCGGCCGGUCAGCUCUGCCUCUAGCGUGAGGGAUGUCUGGGGCUUUGCUCACUGCGUUUCGUAAGACCUUCCUCCAUCCCUCCUGCCUGCUAGCUGCUGCCCUAUUACUUUGAUGUCUUAGAGCUGCUCAUUCUGUCCUUGUGCUCUGAGUUUUAGGGCUGAUUCUUCCCCUUCAGUGUGCUAGCAUGGUGACACCAAUUUCUUCUCCCUGUAUUUUCCAGAAGGUAACAUCCAGCAGGUAACUAUUCUCUGUCAUCUUUGAAAUCUUGUCUCCAUCUGGAAGAAAGAUAAAGGAGCACUGUAUAUCGUCAGCCUUAGGGAGUAGGAAUACGGGCACCCAGGUCAAACAUCUAUUUAUAUUAUAAGCUUGAUAAAAUAAAAUCAUGAUAGUUAAUAUUUCAUUUUCUUCAAAAAAUUACUUAUGAUGAGCAUUUCUA
Lutra lutra (Eurasian river otter) is the source of this 1490-nucleotide messenger RNA. Its product is annotated as small cysteine and glycine repeat-containing protein 4-like. The record is from RefSeq and is a predicted model, not a curated record. Lineage: Eukaryota; Metazoa; Chordata; Mammalia; Carnivora; Mustelidae. The coding region runs from base 487 to 1053 and encodes 188 amino acids. The transcript has a single exon.